AUGUCAUCAGUAUUAUUACGUGACUUUUUAUAUCAAUUAUCUAUUUGUUCAGAAAAAGCAGCAUGUAUUGCACGUCAUAUUCGUUUUAUGCAUGCUGAUUUCAAUAGUAUGAUUGAAGAAAAACAAUUGGAUGAAAAUCAUCAACAUCUUGAUGCUGAUUAUAAAACUUUAGCUGAUGUUAUUAUUCAAGAAGUCAUUAAACGAGAUUUACGAAGAAUUUAUCCAGCAUUAACUAAUCAUAUAUAUGGAGAAGAAGAUGGUUCAUUAAAAUUAAAUUCAAGUGAUGAAAAAAUUUUCAUUGAUGUUACCGGUACUCAAGAAGAUAUUCAUAAUCUUCUUAAAAAAUUAUUUAAUAAUAAAUCUGCAGAAUCAACUGAAACUUUAGCUGAAAUAGUUUCAUCGUCUUCCAAUAUAACACUUUCCAACCAAUGUAAACAAUCAUUUGAAAAAAUUCCGCAUGAUAUAUUUAUUGAUUUAUCAAAUAUUGGUAUAUGGAUUGAUCCAGUUGAUGGAACACAACAGUAUAUAAAUGGUACUGAUGGAUUUGUUGAUUCGAAUACUGGUAUUAUUCAAGAUGGUCUUCCAGCAGCUUUAGUACUUAUUGGAUGUUUUGAUCUUAAGGAUGGUCGUGCUGUGCUUGGCGUGAUUAAUCGAGCUUUUAAUGAAAAAAUCGAUGAAUAUAGAUGGAAAGGUUUGAUUUAUUGGGGUACAGUAUUAUCAAAUGCAAAAUUUAAUAAUUUGGAAGAUGUUUAUAAACGACAUGAGAAUAAUAAUCAACGAGUAUUAUUACAUGGAAGUGCUGAUGUAAACACAUUUGAUAAUAUUUUAAAUGAUUGGACAAAAAUGGAAGUAUCAGCAUGUGGUAAUAAAUUACUAUCCAUUGCAUUGAAACAAGCAAAUAUAUAUUUAGUAACAAAAUCUGCUGCCUAUAAUUGGGAUUUAUGUGCUGCUCAUGCAAUUAUACAAUCUAUAAAUGGUCAAAUACUUGAUUUACGUCAAGUUAUUAAUUAUUAUCAAGAAAAUCGAACAAAACAAAAUCUAAAUUUAUCUCAAUUUGAAAUUAUUUAUAAUAAUAUAAAACCAAAUAAAUUUCAACCAAAAGAUUAUGCAUGUAAACCAUUUAUUGCUUAUCAUAAUCAACAAGAUCUAAUUGAUAUGCUCUCAUUAUUAAUAGUCGAUAAUAUUCUCAUUGAGUAA
Rotaria sordida is the source of this 1197-nucleotide messenger RNA. Lineage: Eukaryota; Metazoa; Rotifera; Eurotatoria; Philodinida; Philodinidae. The record is from the annotation of a GenBank genome assembly.